AUGGAGCAGCGCCAGUUGUUAGCACUGGCAAGAUUAACGAGAAUUAAAACCAAAUUAUAUACGCCACCCCCGGUCCCAAACGUUACUGUUGCGAGAACAUUAUUCAAACGAGCCUGCAAAGUGUUGUCGUCGGGGAAAAAAAUGUCAGAAAAAUAUCUGGCUGCCGCUGACGCACAUGCUGCCAGCAAUUAUGCAGAAGAUGCCGACUAUUCGCUGGAGCUACAACGGGAAGACUUAGCCAGUAAAACACCAAUUGCCUCAUAUCAAGCGGUGUUUAAGCGUAAGGCGCAAUUCAAAAAGGUGUCUGAAGUGCUCGAGCUUUGCGGCACAGAAUUGCCCGCCUCCCUCCUCCCCGUUCGCUGCUGGUACGAACCACAGAUUGCUGCGAGUGAGGCAUUGACUUUUUUGAAAGAUUCGUUAGAAGGAGCCGAGAUAAUUCGUUAG
Paraglomus brasilianum is the source of this 444-nucleotide messenger RNA. The record is from the annotation of a GenBank genome assembly. Lineage: Eukaryota; Fungi; Glomeromycota; Glomeromycetes; Paraglomerales; Paraglomeraceae.